CACGUGGCCUUGGCUUUCGCUACGCUUGAAGCUUUUCUCGGAGGUCAGAAUUUCACAUAACUACGAGCCUUGCACUUACUUUAUCUGUAAUUUCUACAAUUUCCAGCUGUGUCAGGUGUUUUGAAGUCGUUCCGUUGUUGUAGUUCGUAAAUACUGUGCAGUCUGUGACAUUUGUUCCUCGUUUUCGAUUCUAGGCCAUCUGAGGCUUUGCGUUGUCGCUGCGGUGGAAGACGGGAAAGCUGAGAGUCAGUGAAUGGAGUGAAGAAGUUGAUGCCGUGUUAGUUAACCUUCCGGCCGCGAGCUAAAUUGUAGGUGUUCUCUUAGCUGACAUUUUUGCGGGCCGUCAAGACUAAACGGAAGGUUUUGUUUAGUGUUUGCAAGUUAUUUGUCAGAUGAACUACGAACACAACACUCUAUUGUAGUAGGGCAAGAUAUUACAACCGGAGCCAACAAGUUUACAAGACUUGAAUCAAAAUAUUUUCCAAGUUAAUGGGGCUUCAGCUGGUUUUAAGCUACCCAUUUUGCAAGCGUUGUCUUGUCCACAUGUCGCAGGCUCGUUAUCCUGUUUGCAUAGAAAAGCGUCAAUUUAUUUACGUGCAAUCGGUUCUUGGUACAAAAAUUCCACGAAGCUGACAAGGCCUGCAGACGAGCAUCUCGAUUUCAGUCGUUUGAAGACACGAUAUGGAGUCUUUUCCGCUCGAAUACAAACUUAAGCGUAGCCAGUUGAGCUCGUUGCUAUGUUCUAUGAUGGUUUAGUUAGCACUUCUUAUAAGCAUUGUUUCGUUUUCCAGAGGCCUCUCCGCAGCUAACCGCGUUGAACUCGCUUUUGCUUGCUAGGUUUUAGUUGACCUCAGCUGUAGAGUAGAGGACAGUCAUCCAUAAAAUCACUUUCGACGUAACCUGCAAUAUAUCUUGGAUUUUAACCGUCAUUUUUGGUGAGUACAAUCUUUAAGGUUACCUUUCAAUUUUCUAGUUUUAAAAAUGCAAACAAAACUUCGUUAAUACUACUUGAUCCUUCAUUGUGUUCAGGAGAUGCAUCGUAGCGUUUGGUUGAUCGUAUCAACAGGCUGAUCUUUCGGGGAGUUUAGACUCGGUACGAUUCCUGUUAUCUAUUUUUUGGAGAAUUCUGUUUGCUCCGUGUAAAGGUCGUUUUAUUCAGAGGGUUGUGCAUCCUUUUAGCUUGAAAUUUUAACUAGUUAGCAGGAUCUAGACGUGGUACACACCUCGUAUGAUAAUCAGGUUUACGGCGUUGCCGCUUCAUCAAUCCAUCCUUCCUUUCAGAUGGGUAAAAGGCUACUCAUAGCGCUUUCACGUCUUUUCAUGAAACUGGUGUUUUUUGUCUUCAAUUUGAAUGGUUCUGUAGUAUGCUUGUAGAAAUAGUUUUUUCCCUUUCUACCUUUCCGUGACUCCCAGCUCACUGGUUGAAUUUUAUUUAGGGUGUGUAGCGAGGUGAAGCAUGCUUUGAACUUGUGAUGGGGGGUUGGAGAAAGAAAGUUGCUCUCUUAAACAUCCCGCCGAAGAAAGCGAAAGUCUGCAAAAAGAGCUUGAGUUUUACAACGUUAUUGUCGCACUUCAUUGUGAAACGAACAAGCACAUGAAUCAGAAAUGCUGUGAAGCAAAAAUGUGUUGUUAAUGUUUUUUAGCAGGGUUAAGUGCCAUUUCCUUGACGAAUAUACAAAGCAUACUUUCUCGCCUUCGCUUGAAAAAAAUCUGCAUACAGUAUUCCCAGAGAGGAACCAGCCUUUUUGAAAGGUUUAUCGUGACCAGAUUUCUUUGUGUGAGAGAAACCAAUAAUUUCUGUGAACUGUGUUAACUACUUGUGCGACAGGAAAUCCUUUUUACUUCUAGUUCACUGUACUAUUCCCUGCAUUGCAUUUCAUCAGGACGGCUUUCACACAAAGGAAGAAUCAUGUCGUCCGUACAAUGAACCUGUAUGUUGUUUUUUUCGCUGGUAAAAAACUCAUUUUCGACAUUUUUUAAUCUCUUGUAGCCGUUCAAACUAAACCUCUAGUUAACCACUUGUAGAAGCAUUUCUGCUUUGAAGCAGCUUUUAGUCAGCUUGAUUGCUAACUAAAUGUCAAAAAGAUGGAAUUACAUUAUGCGUUUUUACCCAGCUUUAGCUGAAUAGUAUUCAAAUGUUUAACUCUGUAACGUACACGUAAAUCGAACUGUUAACAGUAUCAUCUUUGCGGUGCGUCAGCAACACCUAUACAACUGUACUGUUGUGCCUUGAUCAUAUUCGUGAUUAACCUUGUCUAGACAAAAAAAAAGUGGUGGUGGCGAUAACAUUCUUAUAAAGUGAUUACGUGCCUCUUCUAGAAAUGUGUUCAAAGUGUUGUUCAUGUGAUUUCGAUAGCACGGUUUUAUUCCUUAUUAGACAAUAGCUUGCAGUUUGUAAGGGCUUAGCAUUAAGUGAAGUCGUCUUGUUUUUAUUUUUAAAAAUAUUUUGACCAAGAUAUUGUAAUUGAAAAAUUGCAUCAUUGAAGUUCAGUGUUGUAAGAAACAGCAUUAUGUAGUGUUUAUAUGAGUUCUUUUCACAUGACUAAAUUUAAACCAUUCAAGGUUAAUUGAGUAACUUCGUAACGCUAGUGCUUAGAAUUGAACGCACAAGGAAUGUCGGAUUUGUCGUAAAGAAAUAGGAAAUAUGUUUGAAUACUCAAGUAGAGUAUUUCGCACAUGAUUUCAGUGCCAGGUGAAUGCGAGAAGAGGGCAAAAUAGCUGUGAAAUCCUUGAGAAGCGUUCGAAUCAUUUUGGACAGUGUUCGCACUUGCACUCACGUGCGGUGGCACUUGUUUACAUGUUGUCAUAACAGCGUCUUAUCAGGCACGUGACUAAUUGAAAUUUUGCGGGGCUUUCCCUGACCUUUCAGACAGAAGCAACCUCUGUGAUGGAGUACUCUGGACGUGAAGAACCUCAAGGGUGAGUUAUUUCCGUUCAGAUGUGGACAGAACCCUUGUUCAUCGCUAUUUGCAUCAAGACGAGACUAAACAAUCUCUUCAACACUUUCGGAUUUGAUUUUUAAAAAGCCUCCGACUUCAAGUUAUUCUUGUUGAUAAAAAAGCUAAAAUCAUAACCAUUCUUAAAGUUUUGUUGAAGGUGCUUCAGUCUGCAUGUAAGGUCAACACUUGUGCACUUACGGUUUUAAGUAAAUAAUAGUCUGGCCGUAAUUUUUUUAAGGGACGGAAAAAUAAUGGUGCGUGUUUAUCUCUUUAUGGCUGGUGACCUAUAAUGUCAAUACUACAAAGGACUCGACUGUUUUUUUUCUUUUUUCGUUGUCUGCUUUUUUGAUUGUGCUCUCCACUAAGGCUGGGAAAAUGCAAAUUUAUACAAGUUUCAGAUAAAACGCCAUUACGAUAUCCAUUCCUGUCCGCAAGUUGUGUAGGAUUAACUAGACGCACGGUAAUUUUAUGUUUCCAUUAUCAUUCCUUGUUGUUAGCUAUGAAAGUUUUUGUGGUACUCUGCCCACCAUUCAGUCAAAAUCUCCAUAAAAGACGAGUUGAUAACCGUUCUGAAUAUGAAAUUGCCCAACUGAAUGGCAAGGAGUAAUGCAUGGUUAUACAUUUUUUUAACCGAUUACAGGGAACGAUGCAUCAUGUUGUUUUAUAAUGAAAGAGGAACUAAAUUCUCUUGUGUUUAUCGGUGUUGUGCUUCAUUUCAGGGCUGUUGGACCAAGCUUGGAUCAAGUCGGACAACAGGUACGUAUGUGUAAUUGAUAGUGCAAUUUCGCAGUCCCUCUUGGGUAGCCACAACUGCUACUGAUCUGGUUUACCUAUGUACAGUGUGUACUUACUAUGAAUAUAGGCAAUGUGAAAGAGUAUCAGCAAGACUGCUUCUUGUCUCGUCACGUAACUAAGUGUUCCAAUACAAGAAACCUUCUAACAACCGUAAUUGCUGCGUUCCAUAGAGGCUCAUUGUGCUGUCUUCCAAGGUGAAAUUUUUGCUAGUAAUUAUUGUUAGAUUUGCUAUUUGAACAUCACCUGCAAUAGUCAGCAUAUUAAUUUGUUGCAUGUUUUCCUGUCAAGAUGCCUUUAAGUUGGCAUAUUGAUUUGUACUGUAGAUUAGCUUUUGUUAUGUAUGUAUCUUUAGGAGCAGUAGCCAGGGGCCAUAUUAAUGAAUGCCUCACUAAAGCUCUCGGGUGGCAAACAUUAGUAAUGAUAAAUCUUUAUUUAUGAGGGUUUUUUUUAUUUAAGAGUGUCUUAUAAAACUUGCCACAGGCUGUUGUUGAUCAUGAUAUAAGGUCAGGGACAACAAGACAGCUCAAUUACAGUUUUAGUUAUUACUUCCGCAUAUUUGAACUGUAAUUAAUAUCAGAUUACAUUCCCUGAGACUCAACAGACAAAAAGUCACCAGCUUGAGACGCUGUUGCUGAAGAAGCAGUACCAUAUACAUAGAGACUCCAGAAACCAGUAUUAAAUUUGUAAGAAAAAAAGUGGACGGUUUUAUAAACUAACCUGGAUGGUGUAUUUAAGAAGCUGACUGUUAAUAAACAAUUAUUGGCUGAGGCUUUGUGAUAUCCUUAAUAACCAAGUUCGAGCUAAGUGUUAUCAACUGAGCCAAAGGCCGAGGCUGACAACACUUACUGAGACCUUGAUUAUUACGGAUAUCACAAAAACUGAAUCUAAUAAUUGUUUUCUUAUACAUUGUUUUAAAGAAAAUAACAACAAACACACCAUUCCAAGGAACCUGAAUUGAUAUUGUUAUUGGAAAUCAUGCAUUGCGGGCGCAACCUACAGAUUAGUCUGUAGGUUGCGCUGAUUUCGAAAAUUAGCUGAGGGCUCUUAGCCAUUGGGAAGACGGAUAGUGAGUACAAUGUGUAAUAUAAGUUAUUAGCUUAGCUCCCUUUGAAAAUGAUAGCAAAAUAUGUUUUCCCAUUCACAAUCUUGUGAUAAUGACGGGCUGUUCUGAGUGGUUGUUCUACUAGCUCUGUAGCAUCAGGCAGCCCUUUUGCUGUGCUCUGUGAAAGAUAUGAGACUGUUAUGAGAUUGAUAACACAACAAAAAAUAGGGGCAAAUUUAGUCUUAAUUGCCUCACCUUUCAUUGGUAACAAAAAGAAUUUAAGUAGAAUAGAGUCUCAGUGAUGACUCCAAGGAAAUAUUUUGCAUGGGCUCUAGUUUGUAUUUUCUUCAUGGUAAUCAAAGAAAAGAAAUGGUAUAAAAAGCUGAGACAGUCUUGUCCUUUUUCAAUAAUUCCUUGCUUGAUUUUUUUGCAACAAUCAUAAAGUUGUUAACAUCUUUAGUUACUUUUCACUAUUUCUGUAAAAAUUUUGAUUUGGUUGAUGAAUAUAUCCACUGAAAACUGGGUGGUCAAAAUGAUUAUGCUUCGAAAUUAGCGGGGAUCAUCGUAGCAAAGGACAAGCUAAGCAGGCUUUUGUAUUUGUCAAGCCGGCUUUUUCUCCAACUUUACCUCAAAAAUUCCCCACGUCUUUGUUUGCAAUUGAGCUGGUAGCAAGCUCUUUUUCAGCCGCGGAAAUUAGCCGUAAUCCGGGACUUAGCGACAAUUCAUGGUUAUUUUGGUUCCAUUGGAACCAGUCAAGGCUAAGUAGUCACUAAUUUGGAGAUCAUGCUCUCCUACUUUUUAAUUAGCCUGAAAAUAACGUUAGAGUCAAUUAUGAUUAGUUGAUGAUUUACUCUAAGAGUCAGUCUUAUUUCUGUCAUAUUGUAUUUUCUACAUCCUCACCGAAUUUCUGUCACAAUUUAAAUUGUCAAUUUGUAGAUUCCUUAAUCUUAAGGAGUAUUAACAGCUCAUUGUUUAGUUUUCAUUGAAGGAAGUUGACUUGUUCAUUACCGUGAAGUAAAUUUACAACCAGUUGUUUUUUGCCUUGGAUAAUUAUCUGUGUAGUCUACAUGUGUCUUGCACGAUAUUAAGGGGCUAGGUCAUGCUAUUUGCUGUCUUUUUAAAAAGCUGAAACUUGUCCUUGCAUCGAUUGAAUUAAAAGUUCAGUUUUGUUUCCUAAUAAGACUAUAUUUACAUGUAGGCAUCGAAAGUCAUCUGUUGCAACGGAUGGAAACUUGAAAUAGUUGGGAUAAUGUUUUCAAGUUUUAAUAAUUUGCCUGCAAAAGUAACCGAAAGAUUAUUAUGGUGAGUGCUCCUUAUAUUUACAGGAGUAUUUACACUGUGGUGUAAAGGUAAAGAUGCUGAUUAAUUAAUGACCUCAGCACCGAACUGAUCUGAAACAGAAACAUCUUUGUGGUAUAGCCCCUUUUAACACUGAAAAAGUGGUUCCCUUUUUUGUCUGUAAUUGCAAAGUCAAGGUCACUAGUUCUAUAUUUGAUUGGUACUUGUAUCUCACUGCUUCGUAAAUAUCACCACCAUAGACCACCUGCGGAAGAUGUAAAAGUUAAACAAGUCGUAAUAAGUGCAUUCCAGUGUCAAGAAUACUUAGUUUGAACAUCUUUUAGAAGUGAAAAAGUUGAAAGUUGAAAAAGUGUUGUCUCUUUUGUUGUUACCUAAAGUAAAAUAAUACUUUUCGUCUUCAAAUUAAUGAGCUAGAGUUUGAAACUUGUAUUUUAUUACAGGUUGCUGUUUGAGCAGAAUAAAAUCUCUGAUCAAAAUACAAUGAUUUGUUUAUGGGAGAUGGAACUUGUUUUAUUCUGUUGCCAGCUCUUAAAACUGUGUUCUGUUCUUUUGGCUGAAUUGAGUAGAAGAACCUUGGUUUUUCUCUUUUUGUGCCAUUUAAUCCUCUUGUAAUUCUAUUGUUUAGUAAAACAUAAAUUAUUCAUUGUGUGUGUUUUGGUCUCAAUCUGUGAAUUCUUUUAACUAAAAGAACAGUUAAGUUCUGGAUUUUUCUUAUGUGAUCACAGUUUGACAUAUUUAUGCAGAAGGAAAAGGGUUAAAAGGCUUGUUUACGUAUAAGAAUUUUGAAAAACCUUCUUGAAGGAGUUGUAGUUGGAAAUUGGUUGAUAAUGAUGCAUUAAAUAUUUACUACCCCAAAAUAAGACACAUGCUAACAUUUCACUCUAUGGACCAACAAUUGACUGAAGUUUUGAUUCUCUGUGUGACACUCAUUUUUUAAUCUGAAAUCCUGUUCCCCCUGACAAAUGGCGAGGGUAAGUGAAGAUCGUUUUUUUGCACUGUCUAAAAUGAAAAUAACUGGGUUUUUGGUGGUUAAGACAGCAUUUAUAUUGAUUUAAGGUGAUACAAGUUGAAACUGUUGCAUAAUAAAGUAAAGCCAGUUAUUUUGUGCCCUACUUCAUUUAAAACGGAAAUAGCAUUUUCUCUCAUAAAUUGUGCUUUGGAACAUUAAAAUGUUAAUUUAUUUGGUAGAUACCCUCCCCCUCAUUUGGUCAUGUUAACCCUUUAUAUAAUAAUUAUGAAUAAAAAUUAUCCUUGGACAUUUUUUGCAGACUCUUAGGUAUCCUAGCAUUGAUAAAAAAAUCGAUUCUUUAGUCAUGACGUUGCCAAGAAGAAAAAGAAGUUCUCUCAGUUCCCUAGCUAAAAAUGUAUUAUCAAAAUCGUUCAAGUCUUACCUUCAAGUAAGAUGUGCUAUGAUAUUAAAUUGUGCAGGACUCAUAGAAGACUUGAGUCGCUAUGGUCCUGCUUUCUCUGUAGAAUUUGUAUCAUUUUGAUACUUUGUUGGAAUUGAAUUUGAAUUUGGGGCAUAUAAAGUCAAGAGACUGUCAGAUUAGGGUGGACAGUGAAUAUGGUUUGUUUGUAGAGCUUGCUUAGCCAGGAGUCAAUAUUUCUUUGUUGUUUAAAUUUACUGAAUGCAACAAUUUCUUGUCAGUUCUCUUACAUAGGAGAAGAUGAACUGCCAGAUGUUAAGAACUCUAAAUCACCUGACAGUGGAAGAAGAAAUGGAACAAGACCAGGAAAGCCUCGAUCAGGUCGCAAUAGGCAACCAAGAGAUACUGACUACUUCAUCAGGUGCAAGCAACUGUUCUUGUUUAUAGAUAUUAUUUAUUCUGGUUUUAUUCCAUUAUAACGUAGCUUUGUGUCACUGUUAACCUAGUAGUGUGCUUUUACAUACCCGUGGAAUGAUUUCAUCUAAAUAUUAAGAGCACCCUAAACCUUUGAAAAUUAUCCAUUAGUUGUCUGUCUCCUGAAAAGCCUUUUCAGCCAUUAAUUUGGUUAAUUAAUUGAUUGUUAGGAUGUGGUUAACAAAUUUUCUUUUCUCAUUUUAACCUUGUACAUUAUUUUAGUGACAGUAUGGCGAAUAUUUUGAAAAUAAAGAAAAUUAAUUUAUUUUGGAUGAUAUUUUGUGGAUUUCUUAUUGCCCAUUGACUUUGCUUCUCCGUUAUUUAGUUCUUUGCAAGAGAACAAUAUUGCUUUAUGUAAAUUAUGCAUUUGGACAAAAUAAUUGAUUGGUGUAAAUUCCUACUUUGUGUGUCUCUUUUUCAGCUAAAUUUCUUCGAAGCCGAUUUGAAGGUUGUUAUGGAUGAAAUUUCUAUUCUAAAUACCACAUCAACUGUGUUAGUUUAUUCUAUACCAGACAAAAUUAUGUGCAGCAUUUUUCUACCUAUUUUUAUUUUCUUUAAGCGGAAGUUUUGAAUCAUGUGUUAGAUAAAAGAUGAUGUUCACUACCUUCUGUAAUGUCUAUUAUUUGAACUGCAGUCAUAGUUUUUGUAUCCCUUUAGCUCUAAUGUUGAUCAACAUUGCUCUAAUGCAUUAUUUUAAUCUUUCCUUGUCAUCCAAGGGGUGAAUCAAUAUAUUGCUCAUAAGAGUUUUGGAAAUGAUCAACUAGAUUAUCAUGACAAACACAAAUUCUCAGUAAUACUAAAAUGAGAGAUGUAAGGAGAAUUGUGUAGAGAUUAGCAGUAAUCAAUGGUUAGGAAGUGCAGGGGAAGAUAUGGGUUUACCUUGGAUAUGUGAUUGGUGAGAACCACUUUCAUAAUUGUGUACGUGAAUCAGAGAGAGCCCUUUUAGUUGCAGUGUCAACAAAAGGAAUCAUGGUGGAUCAUGAGUGUAGAAGCUGAAUUGAACAACACAGUAAACAAUACUCAUAUUUAAUUCAACAAUUUUAUUCCCAGUUGCUUAGAUACAAUUAGCCUGCGAAUAAUGAGGUACCAAGGAGAGAAGGCUGUAUUCGCAGGCAAAGAUACAGCAAAAACAGUAAUGCAUGGCACAGUGCUCAGCCUGAAAUGUAUACAGUCACGACUGCAGGAAGUCCUAUUACUCAAUCAGCGAUUCAAUCUGUGUUCAAUGACCAAAGGCUGUUUAUAUGCAGUAGAGAAUAAUGAGAAAGCUUAGUUUACCACUAGAGUUAAAAGCUUAUUGAAGCCUUCAGGUGACGAGCAACAUAACUUGCUUGGAAACGUAUAAAAAUAUAAAAAUAUAAAAACCACAUGCAUUGGAGUGAAACCUUAAUAAACUUAAUUUACAUGGAUUUCUAGACUCUGGUAACAUUUGUAUCUUACUGAAAACAUGUCCAUUACUAAUCUGAGAUCAGGCUCUACUUUCAUUUUCCUGGUUCAAAAGGUUCUCGGCCAGCAAGGCUAAUCAAAAAGUCUCACAUUUAGUACAGUAUCGAUAUACAGUUGAACUUCCUCUAAUGGCCUGCUCUCUACAUUAUGGCAGUUUUUUGGCGGGCAGUUGUGAAUCCGACAAUGAUUGUUGCAUCUCUUGCAUGUGCCUGCACGUGAUUACUGUGCCAUCAAACUUUGUGGCCACAUACCAUGCAUAUUAGUUGGUAGAACACGAGCAUCGCAAGAAUGUGGACAGAUUUUGAAAAAAAAUUCACAAAACAGUGUAUAAAGUACCGCAGACCAAGACUUCUUGGUCUACGGGCUCUUUCCGCAAAUAUAGUUCAGUGAGGUUUUGCUCAAGCAAGAAUUAUUCUUUUGAUAUUUUUCUGCCAAAGAAUGAAUGCUCUUCGUGACAAAUAAAGGAACAGUAUUUUUCCUAAUUUUAAGUGAUGUGUACAAAGUCCUAAUACAUUUGAUCUGUUACACUAAUUUUUAUUUUAGUAUAACCAGUUUAAGAGAUCCUGAUUUUUUUUCCUUUGAGAUAAUAUAUCUUAUUAUUAUUAGAUAUACAUUGUAGCUACUCUAAACUUUGAGUUGAAAUAAAGGCUAUAGAUGUAUGUAUUUCUUAUUUUUCAAGUACUACACGUAAAAUGUCAGAAAACCAUGAGCAACAGAAAUUGUAGAAUAAGUGUUUUUGACCUGCCCAGCAAUAAGUGAAGUAAGUUAAUAUAUCUUGAGACUAGAACAAUAAACGUUUUUGGACUACAAAGAUACCUGCAAGCACUUCGUGUUUUUUUCUUUCUUUUCUUUUUUUUUUAAUCGCAGCCUGCCAUCUUCCUGCAAACACCUCCUUAGUAUGUACACCCCUAGAUUAUGGUCAUUUGUUUUGGCCCCAAAAUACUUAAUUUUACUGUCAAUUAAUACCAGAGAGCUACUUGCAUUUUCCCCUCGUUCUUCUUAUCAACAUUCCAGUUAACUAGCUCAAUGUAGCUGUGGGAAUUUGCAAGGUUCUGGUUACUGUAUGUUCUUUUGUAUCCUUAACUUUUUCUACUCUCCAGUCCAAUAUUAGUUCUAAAAAGUAUAUUGUACUGAGCUGCUUGUUAAUGUUGCCAUGUUACUAGGAUUCUUGUGCCGCCCACCAUGGUUGGUGCCAUUAUUGGCAAAGAAGGAAAGAAAAUCAAAGAUCUCACAGACAAAACAGGAACGGAGUAAGUCUCUUUAAAUUUAGUGAUGGCCUUUCAUAUAUUUUUGAUUGUAAAUAACGUUGAAUUUUAAACUUCAAUUAUGGCUGCUGGUAAGUUUACGUUUUAGAAAGGGCAUGUGUCUUGAGCCAGAUCACCAUUUUAGUUGGACAGACUAGAACGAUUGGACAUGCAUUAUACUAACUCAUAUUUUCAGUACAAUAUACGCCGUCAAGUUAAAAGAAUAAUGAUAUUCUUUGGGUAUUUUGAUCUGUCUGGUCAUCAUGUCUGACCUGCAGGUUGGAUUUCGUCUGGGAUUUAACAAACUUAAGCCAGGUAUUGUCCAUUGACUGGAUGAUAUUUAUAGCUCUGUGAAUCAUUUUGCUGCCUAACAAUAUUAUUUAUUUUUUAAGCUAUCUUGAUCAACAGUUCUUCUUCAUCAUGGGUGAUUAAAUUGGUUAAUUUCAAAUGUCAAUGAACCAGUUGAAAUUUCUUAGAAUUAGUGUGCCCAUAACUAAAUCAAAUUAUAAGCCAUGUUCACAAUUCUUGACAUUCUUCCUUCAGUACAUGUGUGAAUAAAGUAAAUAUUAUUUCAGUAUAGUUUUGAUCGAGAUGCCUCUAACAUAAAUCACUCAGCCAUAACCUUGUAAACCUUGCCUUUUUGUCUCUAGCAUCACUGUUCACAAGAAAGAUGACAAAACUCCAUUUGAAAAGGUAUUUCCUUCAUCAGAUGGCUUUUCAAAUCAUAUUAGAAGUGUGUAUUAUUUUAAUGAUGCAGGGGGUAUACCAGGGGUUUCAAUAAGCACUGAUGACUGAUAAAAAGCGUCUGCUACUUAACUCAGAGAAGUCGGCUACUAUUUUCCCGAAAGAAGAAGCAACUAGUUUUAAUAACAUCGUAAACAAAUAAUAUAUCAUAAAUCUGAUGGAAAUUUCAUUCUGUGUUUUCACGAAAGCUUAUUAUGUGAACGCUGUAGGUCAGUCAAUUUUUUAGAUAUUUCUUUAUAGGUUCAUGCAUAGUUUGUUCACAGGCGAGUGUGCGUUUUGAUUAUAGUCAUUGCUUCCAUGAGUUGUGUGUGUGGCUGAUAAAUAACUUUAUUGAAACUUGGGUGAACACUUUAUUUUCUUAAAUGUACGCAAUUGUACUCCAUUUAGUCCCCAGAAUUCUGAAAAUCAGAGUUCAGGGCUUUUCAAAGUUGGACUAAAAUUAUAAUGCCGGUGCACGUUGUUGAUACUGUUGGUUGCUCUUUUCAAACCUGCUGCCUACUUCAGUUUUUAUUGAAACCCCUGCAUAUACUGAACAGUCACAGGUUGUCCAACUUAUAAAGUUAAUGUAACAAAAUUGCAAAGCAAUACAAGACAUUUUUUGUCAUGGUCAUUCCCUGAAGCCUGAGCUAGAUAACAGUAUUUUUUUUAUCUGGUUUUGUUUUGUUUUUUGUUUGUUUUUUAGUGUGUAAAGAACAGUUACAUAUUUAACUGUGCAAGCAUACUUGUUUGAUUAGAUUUAUGUUGUCACACCAGAAUUAUUAUGCAACUGCAGGCCAUUAAUCAGCGCAUAAUUGGUUGGCAUAUACAGAAAGAACAAGAUGAAAAAAGCCCCCUGGUGGGGAGAUAUACACCACUGUGCUCUGAUGACUCCAUACAAGUCCUUAUAAAUUGACUUAGAUAUUAACGUUUGUGAACCAGGCCUAUUUAAGAAGGAUUGGAGCAUGAGAGUGCUUAUAUCUCCAAGACUGCCAAAAUACUUUAAAUGUGGCCACUCAUCCCAUGUCAUUCCCCUCAUUGAAACAAUCCCUUAUUUAUCUCAUGCAUUAUCACAGAAUUUUUUCAUUACAUCUUCUUUGGCACUCGACAACUGGGGGCAAAAAUAUUUUCAAACUUUUGGCUAUAAGCCAAAGCUGUCAAUUCCAAUUGUUUUUGACAGCUUCUAGGUAAGGUAAAAAAUACAGUAAGCUUAAGAUUUAUAAGUUUUUCUUUUUCGAGAAAAAAAAAUGGUUCUCUGAGAGGACAUGUGCAUGCUGUCAAUGAAUAGUCUGUACAAUGACUGGUAAUAACCAUAUGGUCCAGGGGUGUUGCUUUAAUAAUUAUAUUCAUCACUUUUAACUUCUUUGUCCCCACACUGUUGGGAAUUGUGUUUCUUUGUUGCAAGGUUUUUGAGAUUGUAAAAGUGGGAUCAAGUACCCCUCUAGCAGAGUUUCCUUUCUGGCAUGCGUUCUACCAUGUACAAGUCCUUCGCAUGGCAGACUUUCGUGUCACUUGGCUUGUUUACAUUCGCUCAUAUUGUGUGCCUAUGGCAAAUUUGAAGCAACAGAAGUGAUCUCAAAAACUCUAUUUUGGCGUAAUGCUUUUGUUACUCAACUGUCACUGGGCGUACUGAAUUUAAUAAAAUUAUGAAAGAAAAAUACCAAAUUAAUUCUGGUCUUAGUAGUAAACAAUAUCAUUGUGCCAAAUGGCCUAUUUGUACUAGCAGGCUGAUUGUUACUGAGUGGACUUUUCAUCUUGUUCUGUCUGGAUGUUCUAACCAACCCCAUGAUUUAACAAUUUUAGCUUUUGUGACAUCUUUUCUUCUGUACCAUUUGUUUGUUGGUCUUGACGUUAAAAUAUUGGUACAUUUGCAAUGUCAUGUCAGACAGUGGGUAAUGAGAUGUAAUUGCUUAUUGUUAAGGUGGUAGAGAUUGUUGGAACUCCAGCGCAGUGCAGCGAAGCUAACCUCAGCAUUCACAGAACAAUGCGUUCUGAAACUGACCCUGCCAAGAGAAGGUAAGUGUAUCUCAUUAAUAAAUGUGGUACUUUGGGAAGUUCCCUGGAAAGAUGGUGAAGCCACAAGCACAAGAGCCAAGUGUGUAGGGUAACCAUAGCAACCCAGUGAGGGGCAACCACCAGUCACCUUUGCACUGAAAAAUACUGGAACAAUGACACUUACCUCAUACUUACCACAGAGAGGUUAGGAGGGCAGGGAGUUAAUUUGCCGAACACAGUCGAAAACAGGCACAGUCUACGUGAGAAUGAGUUAACCUCAACAGCAGAGCUGUAAAGGAUGCUUGCAACCGGGUAGGCUGCUGACUAGCAUUGUUUCACUCUUAACUUCGCGUAAAUUACAUUUAACCACAUUUAAACUCAUCAAUUGAACAAUCGAUGGGCUUGGGGAAAGUGCCUGCUAAAAUAAUGUAAUUUUGAAUUUAGCCCUCUCAACAAUUUUUGUCACUCUUAAGCCGAACUUUGUUUAUAAUGAAUAAAUAAUUAAGUAUAAAGUGUAAUUUAGGCAAGGUCUAACACAAGACAACACUGGCAAGUGGUCUUCCUCGUGUAUCAUAUCUGGGUCUGUCUUUGGCCAUUUGGAGUGCUCUAGUAACAGUAGUUCAGCGCUGCAAUAACAGUCAGUCAUUGGGCAUUGGCUGACCAAAAUUUGUUAGUGUCUGACAAAAUCCUACCUGUGUUCAGACAUUAUGUCCGGAGAAUGUUUUUUUAUGGUAAAUCAAUUACGGUAAGGAAGAAUAAAAAUCUGCCUCAACUAAAUCUUGCUUUUUGUUAGGAUGAUCUCCAAGUCACGAAACAACAUUGACUUGGGUAACAAAGCUUUCUUUCACAUUAAACUCUCCACUGAGGUUGUCAGUGUGAUGGUGUGUGGGUGGUUGUUGUUCACAGGGUUGUCAUGAUUACCCUCUGUGCUUGUUGGUGGCUCCCUCAGUUUACCCAGGUGCCUUCCACACACCCAUUGUAUUGGUGAUGGGUUUACUUGGCUUAUACAUGGUCAAUACUUAGUGCCAGACCAAACGACCUCUGUCUUGGAGAGAGUUCACUUCGAAUAAGAGGUGGAUACAGUUUGUUGCGAUGAGGAAUUUGUAAUAUUCUGCUUAUACCUUUUUUGAAGGUGAAUGUAGGGUUAAAAAUAAAUAUGAUUCUUGUGAACUGAUGGCAAAUAGAGCAUUUGUGGCAUGCUCCCUACAGCACAGCUUAGAACACUGAUAAUGUAGGCUUUGACCAGUCAGAGAAUGGGAACUUCUCUACUCACCUAAGAAGUAAAUUAAUAAGCUAACUAUAAGACUGUCAAUAGUAGUUGCUGUUUAGUUGUAGACUGUAGUUUCAAAUGUGCUCUUCUAAGACUUGUAUUUAUGUGCAGGACCUUAACCACUGACUGUAUUUAUUGACUCAGUGGUCCUUCUGUUUGAUAUCAAUCUUUCUCAAGUGACUGAGAUAAUCUGUUAUCUGCCUUUUAGCCCUGUGGUGGAGAUGCGUGUUUUGAUUAACAGUGCAAUUGCUGGAAAACUGAUUGGUAUGCAAUUUGAAUUUUUUAAUGUAUACUCUUGCUGCUUGAUCUAGGUUCUUCAAUACAUCUCAAGUGUAAUUGUCAAUUCAUUUGUUAGCUUUGAUGAAUGAGGUGUUAACGCUCAUGUGAAUCACGAGACCAUUAUUUUUUAAAUUUAUUGUUAUAGGUAAACAGCAUGUUCAUCUCAAAUGUAUAACAGACCAAACAGGAGUUACCUCAGUUCGAGCAAAAAAGUAAGUGUCUUAAGAUGUUCAGUAUCAUCUACUGAACAGAGAGAUACCAGUAUCCAGUUAAAUAGACCACAAAACACCAAGGCCUCCAUACCCUACUACCUUUGACUUUCUUCAGGUUUUUUAACAAUUUCGAAAACCAUUUUAUCUUUAAUUUUUUGUCAACUCUUUAGGCAGUUAAAUGUAAAAGUAUUACAGUUGAAUCUCCAUUAGGGGACCACCCUCUAUUAAGCGGCUUCCCUCUAUUAAGUGGCCAGAAAUCUAAGUCCCAAAUUAAUUUUAGAAAAGAAUGGGAAUUUAAACCUCUAUUAAGGUGGCCAUGACGGUGGCCACGUAUUGGCCAUCCCAACGAGAGUUCUCCCAUUGUUGUCACCUCUAUUAAGCGGACAUCAAGAGCUUGAUACACUUUACCCAGUGGAGUUUGGCUUCAUUUUAAGAAUCUGAUGAAGGAAAAUACAGUCCCAGAUAGAAGUUGAGGACCAAAAAUGGGUGUUUGUUUCAAAAUAAAGUGAUGUUUCUACUUGAGAUUAUGCUGAUUUAUGACAAACCUCUUUUGAGCGCCCAACUGCCUUUAAACGGCCACUCGUGGCACCCCGAGGAUGGAUGCUUAAUGACCUUUAAUGUCGUGAAAGUCACAUUUUUCAAAUAAUGCAGUAGGGUCUUGUACAUCCUCCUUGUGUUUUAACAAAGGAGAAAGAAAAGACCAAGAGCUAAAUAGAGUUGCCCAAUGAUGGGACUAUCUGAUCUGAGACACCGUCUUGAUUGCAACCUUGUGCUGAACUACUAGGGGGUCUUAAGCAACAACAAUGGCGAUGGUAGUGAAAACGUCACGUAAAAAGUGAAUUGGCACUGUUUCAAAACUCCAUAGCUCUUAUUCAAUUUCAUUCAAUGUCAAUUCAAUUCUGAAGUUGAAUUCUAAAGAAUUGUAUCUGUAAGUACCGGUAGAGAAAAAGAAAAAGGAAAUCGUUUUCUUGUUCACCUCCUCAAUGAAACAUGAAAUUAGGAAGUUUCACAUUGCAGUUGUGCGACAGUGGCAAGAAAUGUACACAAAAGCCUGUUGCUCAUGCAAAGUUGUUGUUUUGCUAAUCUAAACUUACUGCUUUUCUGCCAUUCUUGUUGUUGUUCCUUAAGCUUCCCAUUAUAUUCAUACCGAAACAACUUCCUAAGCUCAGCCUUAUCUAUUUUUAUCCUAUGUAAUGAUUAUUUUCUAUGUUGUAAAGAAAUCGUGUGUGAUUAGUUAAAUUGUCUUGCCGAUGCCAGUUUUGUAUUCAUUAAUUAAUUUAUAUAUUUUAAAGGUGGUCCUUUUUAUAAGCCUUAUUGGCUUCCUUGGGCUCCCUUAAUUCAUCUGUUUUUUUUUUUUGUUAAUUUUGUUAACAUAUUAUUAUUGAAUUUAAUUGGCAAAAUGAUGAUAAAAUAACAAAAAAUAAAAAUAACACCUCGGCAUUUAACCUUCUGAUCUUUGUUUUAAAGGGAUGACUACAACCCAUUAAAUCAUAUGGACAGAGUGAUUACAAUACAAUGUCAGCUCCCACCAGAACCGUUAACCUUAGAUGAAAACACUAUGCUCAGUCCACUUGAGGAGGAGGCACUAUCGAAAUGUAGUCAAGCGGAAAAUAUGGUUAGCACUAGGGCCGAUGGCUGCUUUAAAACCUUAAAGAGAGAGGUUAGUGAACCACAGUCUGUCUUUUUUAAUUAACAUAUUUACACCUUAGCAGCUUGUAAUCCCCCACAUGGAACCGUGGACACUGUCAGCAGGGAUGCCGCUAAGAGCUGACUGCCGGCUAAUUUUGCUGGCUGAAAAAAACCCUUACCACUGGCUCAAAUAACACUAGAAAACUUAGGUUGUUAAAGAAGGUAAAAAUUAAAAUGGUGAUAAAUAGAAAAUGACUAUGGAUGGUUUUGGUGGAAUGGGAUCAACAGCAGCCUAGGUUGUUUGAUGCAAAAAUAUGUUCUAGCUUCUUUCAGUAUUGUGACCAGUACAGUACUUGCACCAAUGUGAACACUUUUUUUUUUCAAGUACCCAGUCUAGAAUUUGGGCAUGCUACCCAUGCCUAAAAAAAAAAGGUCCAGGCCCAGGUUGUUCAAAAGCUGGAUAGCGCUAUCCACCGGAUAAAUCACUAUCCAGCGGAUAAGUAUUACGGGAAACAAUUGCGUUAUCCGCUGGAUAGCGCUAUGCAACGUUUGAACAACCAGGGCCAGAACGUAUACUCGGGCACAUGGACACUGGUUCCCUGUGUGCACACUGUUUAUAUUUCAGUUCUCAGGCAGUCUACUGCUUAGCUCAUGUUUCAAAAUGGUGUCAGACAGUGUGAAAUGGAGUAACUAUGAACAUAGUUACGUCUUAAGUACUCAAAAUGUGAACCAAACACCAUUUUGUACUGGUACUCAGGCAGGGGUUCUCAGGAACCAAGUGUCGACAGCCCCUUAGUGAGUUUGAACUGCUAUGACAUACUCCCUUGUAAUGCGAAUCAGUUUAAAUUGUUUGAAUGAGACUUGUUAUUCUACCCCUCAGCCUGGACCGUAUCACCAUCCACACCAUCACCACCCUCAUCAGUUCUUCAUGCAACCUCAACAAGGUCUGUGGCCCCAUGUUCAGUCUCACAACAUGGUAAGUAACUUGGUGCUUUGAGUUUUCUUUGUUUUGUUAAGUGCAAGUGUGUUGUGAGUGUUCUAUCACCUUUGUCCCUGAGAGAGGUGGAAAAAUGAACACCUGGGCUUCACUGUUCAAAGAUGGGUGAAGAUAACCCAGAGUUGGUGUAUAAUUUGAAUUCAGAUAUGAAAGCUUCAAAAGCAAAUUCAGUUUAAUUCAUUUAGCCUUCAAUUUUUUAUUUGAUGUUCUGAAAGUAUUAGUGAAAAUUAUCCACGAAUAUGCUUUUGAACAAAAAAAAGUAACCAGACUAACAUUUAACCCUGGGUUAGCACUAAUCACUAAUCAGUCUGUGAACAACCAGGCCCUAGGCUGGGUUUGCGAUAACCCAGGGUUAAUCUGGGCAUAAUUUAUAACCUUAAGAGGUAGGGUUAAAUUCGUUUUGUUCAAAAUUGUGAAUUCUUGAAAGUCCAUAAAUUUUAAAAUAAAAAUUCAAGGCCUUAAAAGGAUAAAUUCUGUUAAAUUUCGUUUUGUCUAGUAAACACAGAAAGGAUUGGGAUAAAAUUACUCAUGUUUGGAAGAACUAAAAAAAGAACAUGUGUCCUUGAAAGUCCUUGAAAAGUUCGUGAAUUUUUUGUUCAAAAAAGGGUACGAACCCUGUUCUAAAAAGAACAGGAAAUUACCAGGAAAAUGCUUUUAAAAAAGAAGCAGAAACCCAGAUUAACAUUUAACUCUGGGUUAGUGCUAAUCUGUGUAGAAAAACUGGUCUAUUUUUCUUGCUUGCCACUCGCUACCUUCUCCUGCCCUUCAUCAACUUUUGUGUCUACUUCGCACAUUAUUUUGUUAAAAUGAGAACAUGAAAAAAUCAGGUGUUUUGAGUAUUCAAGGAAUGUCCACUUUAAAAGCCUUGUACUUUUAUGAUAAUUAUGUUAAUGUUGCCCAUAUUCUAUUGCAGAGUAAUCCCUACCCUCCUAACUGGUUUCGUAUAGCAUUUGGCGAUUCAUCUCAAGGUUAUUUGCUACAAGAGGUAUAAUUAUUAUUGUUUAGGUCACUGUUUUGUUUGGCUAAAGGAAUAUGCUGUGUUUCGUCUGUUUAUUGAGUCGCUUACUUACUUAGGCCAGAAAUCAUCCUGAGCCUAAGUCACAUUGGGUGGUUUGACCAUUAUUUACUUGUAAUAGGCCUUUUGCAACUUGUAGUCCCUUGACCUGCUUAAUGCAAACAUUAUGGGAUACAACUUAAACAAAACCAAUGAUGGAAAGAGGAUGAAAAAAUGAGAGAAGCCAAUUUUGAGGGGUCUGACACAAGAGACGUAGAUUUUAUGGCUGUUGGAAUGUCUGUGAAAUUUUAAGGGUUUGUAUGGGAAAAUAUUGCUGGAGCACAAGGCCUGUGGUCUAGGGAGUUUUUCUCCCGAUUCUUAAAACCACCAACUCCAUCAUUUACUCUGGGAAUGGAAAGGUUGAAACCCAAUUACUGUAAGACCUACUUUUCUUCUCUUUUGAAUUUAUUGAAGAUCGGUUGUGACCUCAUCCUGUAAAUACCUACUAAUAUUUGCUAUUGAAAUUUUAGGUUCCAGUUAAAGUUCAUCUCACGUUUCCGUCUAAAUUUGCCGGUCCAAUCAUUGGUAAAGGGGCAUCAAAUCUUGAUCACAUAAAGAAAUGGAGUGGAGUGAGUAAAGUCCAUGUCUUUCCUAAAGAUCGAGAUGCUCCCGAGAGAUAUAUUGAGAUCAUUGGAACUCCUUUCCAACAAUACUUUGUAAGUAAACCUUCUACUCUUCAAAGUGGAGUCCCUUCCACAUGCCUACUAAAAGCAAGUCUUCUUUUCAUUUUCCUGCAUUUCCUCAAAUAAGCACUCAAGUACUUAUUUAAACUUUGGCUGAAAGGAGGGUUACUUCUUUGAAGGAAGGCACUUAAUUGAGGAGUGUGCUUAUUACUUUUUACUUUCAAAGAAUUGUAAAUUUAUUUUGGCUAAUAAAAAACAAAAACUACAAUAUUGUCCACAUCAAUGGUAAGUCAGUAUAAAUGUUUUUCAUUAAUUUGUUACAACAGUCAUUGGUAAUCAAACAUACAAUAGUACCAACACACUUUUCACACUUGUAUUGGUUUGCAUGUUUAUAAAGUACUGAUUUUCUCAUUAUCAUCAUCAAUUAAUAUUGAUUCUCUCAUCAAUAAAGUGGAAAAAGAAACGGGUUUUCCUUGUAUCCAUACUAUUUUAUUGUAAGAAAGUCAGGGACGGGAUGCUUAUUAAGGAGGGGCACUUAUUUGAUAUUGAGGCCUAUGUGGUGGGCACGUAUUUGGGAGAGUACGCUUGUUAAAGCAUAGGCGCCUAUCCAAGGAAAUACGUUAUAUAGAAGUCAAUAAGAUGCAUCUUUUCUUAAUAUUUUGAUUUAAUCCCCUACCCUUUUAUAUACCCAGAACCUGAACAAGUAUUCGUUUUGGGUGGAAUCUCCCUGUAUAGGCCAUCAUAGGAAGUAUUCCCCCCCAGGUGGUUAAAAAAAGUUUCCAAAUUCAGUCUGUGAGCAACCAUCCAUGCGUUUGACAAUCUCUUUAAAAAAAAAAUGAGUCUGUGAAUAGGGCUAGUAAGCAACCCACUUUUGCCAGUCUUCGCAGGGAUGAAGAUUGUUAAAAAGAAAUUGAUAAGAAAUCGAUAGUUCCACAUUGUAACCUAUUCCCGUACAGUAACAGAUCUUUUUCAGUACCUAACACCUUUCUUGAAUUCUUUACUGAAGAAUGUAUGCUUUUGUGGGGGCCGGGGAUUUUCCCCGGCUACUAAGAGAGUGGCCCCUGGCUACUUUUAUUGCAAAAUAGAAGAAAAAUAGAACCAAAAGAAAUCCCUAGCCGUUUGAUUCCCCACCUACUUGUUGUAUUUAUCCGGCAACUUGAAAUCUUAGUGACAACCCUGUGGAUUGUUUUAAACACAGUUAAGACACAUCGUUAUUGAAAAGUGUUGAGUAAUUCUUAUAUCUUUAUGUGUAGUUUAGAAUUUUCACAUUUUCUUAUCAGAUUGUAACACUUGUCUAAGAUUCUUAAAGCUCAACUUGAAAUUUUGCACAGUUGGUGAUGUUACAGCUGGUUUCUUAUCUGUGCCAUGUAACAACAAGCUGCCUAGGGGAGCUAAGGAGCACAAUCUGUUUGCUUUCUUCUCCUUGAGCCGCUUUCCCUAAAAUUCUUGUUGACCCCAACAGUGCUCAUUUCUGGAUCAUUUCCACAGAGAUUUCCAUGUUAAUGAUGUUCAGGUUGUUUUUCAAAUUCAUUGGUACGGAUCCCUAUGUCUCCAUUACCCCCAUAAUCACCUUUGUCCUCACACCCCACAUUUUUUAAAUUUCUCUUUGCAAGAUCUUACUAGAUGAUGAUGAUGAUGAUGAUGAUGAUGAUGAUGAUGAUUUUUAUUAUUUUUAUUUUUUAUUAUUAAAAAAGCUUUUAUGUAAGGCUGUAGUUUAUCUCCUAAUAUCUUUCUUUCGCAGGCUCAACACUUGGUCUAUUGCAAACUUGCUGAAGAGGGCUAUAAAACAAGCACAGGCGAGAACACUGCUGAACUAAAACUGAAAACAGAAAUUUUCAUACCUUUAAAGGGAGGUAGCAAGGAUCAGCCCAACAUAAUAGGAAGAUUUAUAGGCAAAGAAGGCCAGAAUGUAAGUGUAACUCGGGGAUGUAGCUAUAUAUAGUGCUUAUACUUUUUAGUACUAAGUGCUUAGCCAAGGGUUUUUAUUAGUCAAGAUGCUUUUUCCCCAACUUCACUCUCAAUAUUACUCCACAUCUUCAUUUCCCAGAGCAAUUUGGACCGGUGGUAAGGUCUUUUUCACCUGGCUCUUUAGGGACAUCCCCGAUAACUCCAAGAUACAAAUUUUGACAACCUUACGUUGGUCGAAAUUAAUUUUGGUCAGCAUUUCUUGGUUUUUUGAAAACUAUUGUAGGUUAGCUAUUAUGUAGUGGUAUGGCCAUUGUUCAGUGUUCUUUCAGUCUUUUUUGCAUUAUGUUGUUUGGUGAUCACACUCAUCCGAAACACCAAGAAACUACCAAUUUUGGUGCAAUAAGUUGAAAAAGUACUCUGUAGUUUUAAAGCAAAAUAGCUUUUUAGGUUGACUUAUUCCAGACAGCUGAUAUUCCUUUGACUUUUGAUAAAACAAGUGUGAAUUUUCACUGACAGCCUGAUUUUAGGCAAGGGGGCUCUUUUCAUCUUGUUCUUUCUGAAUAUGCUAAUCAAUCCCAUAAUUUCACACUUCUCCUCUCUGUUAUUAUAUAGAGUAUGCCAGAGAACUUGUUUGGUUUGUCAGACUAACAGGGAUGUGAUCGGAUUUAUGUCCAUCCUAGAAUAGAAACUUUUUUACAGCCCUUUUUGUUGUCAGAAUUUAUACAACUUGAGAAAAAGGGUUUAAAAAACCAUUUCACGUUUGAAUUCACAAUCAACUUAUGUUUAUUCUUGCUAAGCAGGGUAUUGUUUAUGUUCUUACAAGACUGUAUUAUUGUUUUGGAAGCUCAUUUAUCCCAACUUCUUGUGUCAUCCCUUAUUUUUGUGUUCAGGUAAAAACCCUACAGAAAGAAACAGGAGUUAAAAUAAAAGUUUUACCAGUUAAUGAAAACUCAGAAAACAACGAGGCAGUUAUACUUAUUGAAGAAAGUUUCGCUACUGGCCAGGUUAGUAAUGCUGUUAUUCAAAUUAUCACUUGAGAGUUACAGUCAAGCCAGGUCAAGUAUGUCCCCCAAGAUUCUGUGAAUGAAUUUAUUAUUUACAAGUUGAAUCGUUAAGUAUGUGUAUAUUUCAAAUUUAUCUCUGCAUUUCUGCCUUUAUAAGCAGUAAGUUCACAUGCAAGGUAGCUGUGAAAUUUCUGCCUGCUCAAGUUUCUUGAGUUUGAUCUAAAUAUCUGCAAAGCAAUUUUAUCCAUUCAAAGAUUUUUUGAUCUGACCGAAUAUUUGGAAGUGGUAGCCAAAAUUCAGAUGCAGAUCUGAAUUUGAUACCGGUGGCGGCAAUGGCUAAUGUAUUCAUUUGUCAAAUAAUUGAUUUCUUACUGGAAUCUAUGUACGCUUGACCUUGCGUGACGAUAAACAGGGAUUAACAAUGACUAAGACUGUGUUUUCCUACUGCAUUGGUUCACACGACUUUUGUUUUUAUGAUCACUUUUUAUACUAUCGGAUGUUAGAAAAGCCUGUGUCAUGACCCACUGAGCCAUUAGAGUUGGCCUUAAUAUGGUAGAUAUUUUGUUUGAAGGAAUUGUGGUCUUAAUAGAUUGCCAAGCAAUCAGUUUUUGUCUCAAAAUCAAAUUUUUAAGGAGUGAAGCGCCAGCAGAAGGUUCUCGAUGCGACUCUCUGCAGGGUGGAGAACAACUGUCUCUCAACGACGUUGUGUGCCCAAUCAAGAGGACCCAAAAGAAGAUAAACUACUGUUGAUUUUUGCUGAAACAGAAAACCGUAAACGUUUGAUUUUAAGCCCUCUCAUUUGUAGGCCCAUCUACCUGUAAACAAAAAAAUUCAUCCGGUUAUAAGCCACCUACUAGUUGGUACUGAAAUGAGUUUUUAUGACGUUUUGAAGCUUAAAAAAGUGAUCAAAUUCAAAAAGUAUUUUGAACAGCACUUCUGUGUAGCUUGUUUGGAAACACUUUUUUUUAGUCCAGUCAGAAAGCCCUCCCCCUAAAUAUAGGCCCUCCUAAAACCUCUUGCGAAGUUGUAUGCAAGCCCAGGUCUGAUAAUCGCGAAGUGUACGGUAUGAGGCGGUAUUGGGCAUUGGCAAGCUUGUAUGAUUUGAAGGGGCAGUCCCAUGCUACUUGAAAAUGAUACAGCGAAAGUGUUCAUGUCAAUGCAAAUGCACUAAUCAUGGCAUGGUCUGUUGUUGGUUUUAGCGUGCCCAGAUGAAAAUUCUUGAUUCUUUAGCUCAUUGUCAAUCUCCACCACCGAGGAGACACGCGCCAUACAGCUGAGAACCCUACUCUUAAAGAAUAUAUGGUUAGAUGCCUGUUUACAAAUGAAGGACUUAUUUUCCGUCUGGUUAAUUAACUUCUAACUUGACCGGCAUCACUCUGGUAUCUUAUUGUAUCUAUUGGACCCAUUCACUUACAUCUUGUAUUGGACAUUCUAUAUUGGUAUUGUCAGUGGCAUGCCAGGUGUAUUUUUGGUACUUGCUACUCGCUAAUUGCUGCCAGCCCAGCAAAAGCUCUGAGCAACUUUGUGGUAAUUCCAAAGUACACUGCACGGUUUGGGAACUUUUUCAGUUGUACUGUUCAAAGAGAAACAACCUAUUUUUACAAGCGAUGCAAAUAAAACAUAUGCAGUGGAAAGGGCAUUAAUAUUAUUAGAUUUCAUCUAGACGAAUCUGUGAAUUUUACAAUGACUGUAUUUCAAUGAAUGCAACGUUUUACUUUUGUGAUCUUACCCUAUGGCGGGCGUAAACAAUUUCUCUCUCAGCGACUGACGUCUUGGGGCAUUAUUUUGUGCAAGUUGUGUGUUUGAGAAAUAUCUAUGCGCAGCUUUACAUUUUAGAAGGUUCCUGCCCAUAUAGAGCUUCUUUACUCGACUUACAGUCUCAGACCUGUAAACUUGAGUUGUGCUGCCACAGUAGACUUUCCCCAUUUUAGUUGCUCAGGGCUUUCACUAGGCACUACAUUUUUCUUUGCACUAAUGAAGCAUUAAGUAAUUUUGUGUACCAUGAUUGUAAUUUUUAAAAAGGGGAAUUUUAGUAAGCAUGCUUGGCGAUGCCUUUUUCCUCCCUGAAAGGGUGAAGUACUAAUUUGUGCCAAAUGGCAAGUGGAUUAAGUCAGUUGUCUUUGUAUUGCUACAGUAGUUGCUUCCUUAAGAAGCACUGUAUUGUUUUUUUUCCUUUUUGCGCUUCUAAUCUAUUGAUUAAUUGAUAGUUCACAGCACAGUAGUUGAUAAAUAAUGAUCAUCAAUCCUAGCACGGUGUUUAUUUUCACUCUGGUUUGAGUUUGAGAAAAAUUAGUGUCAUGUAUUUUUAACUCUUGCCGGUGUAUAGACCAUAGCCAAACAAGUUAUGGCUCCUAUCUAUAACCUCCGUUCGUGAACGUUUUUAGGUGUUGUUAGGGACUUUAAGAUACCACGACGGCAGUGGCAACGAAAUUAAAAGUUCAGUUGAAGUGAAUUCUUGUUCUUUUAUAACUGUUCUAACUUUCUCGUUUUUGAGUUGAAUUCUUAGGAACAUUUUCGCCAGGAGUUUUCGUCCCCCAGAAAAUGUCGUAAAAAGCUAGGAAAUUUGACAUCAUAAUCGUGCAGUGGCGGCAGCAAAGUGCGCCCAAAUAGUAUGUUGCACGUGCAGAGUACCUUGCCUAUUAAUUCUUUAGUUCCAAAAGUGACCAGCGUUAAUUUUCUCCUAACAAUAUCCAUACAUCAUCAAGAGACAUGGAUAGAAGAAGUGAUAUAGUGAUCGGCAAAGCGAAAAUACUUUGAUCUUCUAUCAAAUUCUCUCUACUAAUUCUUUAAGGAAAUGCAUGGAGAUCAGUGUGGAGAAUUUGUUCUUGGAUAUUGAAGGUUAACCUUCUGCUACUUUGACGUUCUCCUUGCCUUUGCCGUCGUGACAUUUUAAGUUCUCUGACUACUCUCUCGUACUCGAGCGAGUAGUGCACUUAAGUGAAUGUAAAAAGAGAUGUUAACCUUUUUCUCCCUGGGUACCGGAGGUGUUAAUGGCGGACCUCUCGAGCCAGGGGUAUCCUUUUUAAACAUUCGUAGUCAAUAGGCCUUUUCGGGGUUGCAUCAAGCCUCUUACUAAUCGAGACGUAGUACGAAGCGAUUGAUAUGAAAAUCCUUUUUUUAUUCUCAUGCAAAUAAAACUCACUUUUCAUCAGAAAGGUUCUGCAUGUAGCCUCGUUUUAAAAGUGAGGGAUUUUGGAACACGGAAAUGGUCAAUUGAAAACCUUUUAGAUGGUUUAUAAAUAAUGCGACUUUCUUUCUUUGGACCAAGAUGUUGUUUAUUCUUAAGCAUAGUCCUUUUGAGGGAAAUACAUUUGCCUUGCUGAUAGCUACUCAAAACUCAAAUUAUGGUGUAGAAAGACUUAAAACUUGACUCUGGGUUUCUUUGGGAGGGGUAAUUAAUGAUGGCUGUACUUAUGACUACUGUGUAGUUUGUGACCGGUGACCCAAAGCUGGCUGAGGGACUCUCUACACCUGGUGGCCUGGAUCCUACUGUUCGUAGUGGACACUACUUCUUGUGACCUAUCUGGAAUUAUUAGUGGACUGUAAACGCCCAUAUUUUUGUCCAGAUUAAAUUAUUUUCAACCUCUGUUUGUUGUGUGUUUUGGUUGUAAACGUUUAUGUAGAAGAGUGAUUUUUACUUUACCCGUGAAGCAGUGUGUACAAUUUGUGCGAAAUAGUUACAAGUAAACAGAAGAAAACAGCGAAAUUAGAGUGUGAUCUUCUAUUUCACGGGUUAAGAAAAACCACUAUUUCAGGCAUCGAAAAGGGUGCGUGGGGAAGAGGAAAGGGACACCUGCUAUAAGACAUUUCUGCGGCGCAGGUCGCCGCAAAUUUCUGGUUGACUCGCAAUGAGCGGCUUGCUCGCGCUUCCUUCCCUUACAAUCCUGGCAGCUACGCAGCUUACGCGCCAAUUGAAUAAUCGACCAAUCGCCUGUCGACUCCACGUCGACACCCGACCUAUAACUAGCUGUAACAGUUUGUUUAGCGGGCGAGACGCUCCGGACGUUUUGUCUGCAGGAUUUGGGCCAAACACAAGUUUACAAAGACCUUGAGUAUUGAAUGGAAAUGCAGCGAUUCUUGCUAGGCCUGUCCGGCGUUGCUUUGCCUUUUUCACAAGGGGACAGGCCUUUUAAUUUGAUGGCACCAUGAAUAAGUUUUUGUACGGCUGGUCAUGAAUAAGUUUUUGUACGGCUGGUGAAAAGAGAGCUGAAAAUUUCGCCCUUUUCUCUCCCUCCUUAUAUUUGCGUCUUCUCCGGGGGCCUUCAAACUUAUUUGGUAUACAACCAAAUCUCCCGUAAGCGACCACUGGAAGUGCGAAGACCCGGUUGUCGCUUACGAGAGGCAGGACCCCAUCACCGCUUCUGAUCUACUGUGAUUCGAAAGGAAUAUAAUAGACUGCUCGCAGUCUAUGGCAAAUUGGCUUAUGUGGUAGCUCUCUAGUUCUUUGCCUCUUAUGGUUUUGUGUAAAAUUGGAUUAACGCAGAUAAUUCACCAAACACUGCUGAAAAACUCAUAGCCCGUGGGAGCGGGAGUACUCCCUAUUAUAGCAUAUACGAGGAGGCUCCGCCCGAAAGCUAUUAAGUCGUCUGUAGCCCAUUUUUAGGCCCUUUUUUUCAUGCAUAGGCAAGGAAGGAUCCCACAGAACUACAAUAGUUCAGAACCGAUUUAUGAAAGGGUAAGGGGUAAGACCUCUAGUUUCCCCCGUAGCCGUUCUUGUCUCGUCACGCAGGUGGAGGAGGGGGGGGAGCGUUACGUGACGAGACAAAAACGGCUGAACUCGGGGCGCAGCCUCCACCUAUGGCGGGUAUAUGGAAUUUACAAAGUCGACUCGGCGACUGCAGUCAAGGUCACAAAUAACUUCUCUGCGCCCUGUGCUAGCCUGCGAAGCUUUUUUUGGGUGAUUUUCGUUUGUGAGGAGUGUUGAUAAGUCAUAAUCUAUCCUGGCAUAACCAUAUCAUGGCCAAAGUAAACACCGCUAAUAAAGUCCCUACGUUUGAACAAGAGAACUUGUGGUACUUGUACCCAUCCCCAUGUACUGCUCAAACUAUACAUUCAUUUAGUCAGACCACACGUUGAAUUUGCCUCCCAGGUCUGGUCGCCACACCGUUUCCUUGGCCUCAAUGGCUCUUUAUGGACUUAGUUUUCCUUUUGAAAUACAUGAUGGGCCUAUAUGAUUUGGAUCUGUCAUAUUAUCUUGUGUCUGCUGACAGUUCCAUAUGUAAAUAUAACCUCGGACAUACUAAUUACCAGUUUGAAAUUAGAUACGCAAGAACUAAAAUUUUCUUACUUCUUUAGAAUAGUAAAGUCAUGGAACUCUCUGCCUCUACAUUUAAGAAAAACUGAAUCUUUAGACGAUUUUAAGGAUUGCCUGAAAUCCUUUCUACACAUGAAGGAUAUUUCUACAUUCUCCUAAUUUAUUUUUCUUACUAGUUUAAUUAUAUUCUAGUUUUUAAAAUAUUGUACAUGAUUGCCAGUUGUCUAGGUAUUCAUGAUUUUUUUCUUUUAGUUGUCUUUUAUUUCUUAUUUAUUGUUAAUUUAGGUAGCCCUUCAGUGAGGAAAGUUGUUUCCUGUUUAGGGCUUUCCGGUCAAUACUAAGUGUGUAUUUUUGUAUUGGCAAACGUUAACUAUUUUAAUAGUUUUUGGUAAAGUAUGUGGUCUCCCGCAAAGUCGUUUGUGUCUCGUCACGCAACCCUCCUCCGAGACAAAAAGAAAAAAAUUAGGAGGUCAAUAAGAAACGAUGGGGGAGGGGGCAGAGGGGGAGCUAUUUCCCCAAGGGGAGCUCUGGUGGACAAGUCAAAUGCUCACGGUAAGCUCUGUCAGAAACCGCGCAUUUUUAAAAUUGUUUGUUUCUCAAAAACAUAAGGCUCAUUCUUUUUUAUUAAUUUCUUUCAUCAAUCAGACAUCUUAUACAUGUGCAAUUCACAAGUGGGCCAAUACGUCUCUAGUUUUAACCAAUCACAAUCCGCCAUCUAAAGCAGCGUGGCUCGAACGUGGCUUGAUCAGUUGCAUCAGACCGGAAUUCAUUGUAUUUUUUUCCCUGUCGAAUAUAGGCUUCCUUAGAGUCGCUGUUUUGGACAUUGUCGGUGAGGUAAGUGCAUGGACACUAGAAUAUAUAGCAAUGUUUUUAGUUUUGUGUAAAGAAUCAGUUAUUCGGUGGUCUCCAUUGUUUUAUCUCAAACGUUUUCCGCAAAGCGGACCGUGUUUCGGUAUCUUUUCAUCCACAUCGCCACGUAUGCAAACGUCCGUACAGCGAGGAAAUAAUCUCUUUCGAUCUAUGAAGGCAAAGCCUACGUUUUACGGGUCUAAUUUCUUUAUUACGAGCUUCCCAAAACACGCAGCAUGCGUUACAAUUCUAACUACCCGUCUAAUGCAUGUCUGUUCUUGUUAAACCCGAUUCCUGAUUGAAUAUUUAAGUCCGCAGGAAACGUUUCUAGGUUACCUUAGGUCAUGAUUUUUUUUUUUACUUUGCAUGACGGAUAAUGAACAUUGUACAAGUUUAAUUUUAUUUUAAAGUUGUCUUUGUUGUGAGCUCAGGGUUGUUUUCUCCAUGCAGUAGUGGAGAGAGGGUGGGGGAGGGGAGGGGUAGCCAGGGAAUUUUUUUAAAAAUUUUCUAAAUUUUUGAUUUUUUUAAAUCCCGAACCGGGGCAACUCAAAGCCUUCCAAAACCCCAGCCAUGAGGACAUACCAACAGGCUGUCAAGAGCAUCAUGGGACAAUUCCACUGAAUAUUCACAUUCCGUACCUAUCAUCAUCGUUCACUAAGUGUUUGUAAGAUGUGUAUUAAAUUAAGUGGUGAUGAGUGAAAUCAGGAAGUAGCUUGUUUCGUUGAAAUUCCAAUAAUUUCCCAGACCUUUAGGUCAGAGAAUUAUCAGAGUUUUAGGAAAGUGCAAUUAAAUCAUGGGUGAUAAAUUACACUCACAAGCGCAGGAGCCGAUUACCCUCCUGACAAGCGUGAGUUUUUGACUAGUUUAUUGUUUGGAGAACUUCACACUCUGAAAGGAUGAAUAAGGCAUUCGUUUUGGCUUGAUUUCACUUUCAAGAUAAAUACUGUUAGAAUCCUUUUUGAAAUUGAAAAUAAACUUGUGCCCUUUCGUCUGCUUUAAAGGUCAUCACAGUGUCUACAGCAACUUUUAGUACCUUGAGCCCAGUUGUUCAAGGCCAAUAGCACUAACAAGGGUGGAUUUUUUUUGUCUGAAAGCAUUUUCUUGAAUAUUAAUUUUCUCCAUCCUUUUUGAGCAUUCAGUCAUUAAAUUGUUGACAAAAUGAAUUAAACUGAAAUUUGUUUUUGAGCUUUGGUAUCUGAACUCAAAUUAAUUUUGUUGUAACCCUGGGUCCUGUGGGGGGUACUUGGGUUAAUGUUUGCUGAGUAUGUGCCGCUGGCCUCCCAGAACCCCUACCCCAUUAUAGUCUAUUUUUUGGCCAAUUAUAGACCCCAUCUUAGUCACUUUUUGGAAAAUGUAAUUUUCGCGAUCCCAACUUAGUCACUUUCUAUUUAUGCAUCUACCUCAUCAAUGUGGUUUGAAGCGGCGGAAUGUAAUGCGGUCAAUGCAAGCUUAUUGUUAAAUUUUAUAAACAGCAACUUGCUGAUUUUUUAAUCGAGAAUCUUCCCAUUUUGAAUCCCUACUUACCCCAAAAAUCCGAAAAUUUGCGACCCCAUCCAGCGCCCCAUCCCUAUUAGCCUAAGGAAGUACCCCCCCCCCCCCCCCCGGGCCCUGGGUAAACUUGCUAUCCCCACUUUGAACAACUUGUACCUGAUAUGUUCAUUCGUAACAUCUUUAAACCUUGCAACAUGUAAAUUACAAAUUAAUGCUGGAAUUUCAUACCAACAUUUACCCCCUUUAUCUUACUUGGUAUUUUUAAGGACUUUUCUUUAACAUACCCUCUUUUGUACUCAGUAGAGGAAAGUUAUAUAUUCUGGCAAUUUCAUUAUUGUUGUCAUUAAUGUAAACUGUUUUGCCAAGUAAUGGCUGUCAUGUUCAUUGAAAGUUUUGAUCAUCUUCCAAGUUUUUCCACAUGAUACUGUUAGAAAUAGUAUAGAAACUGUGUAUUUCUCAAAAAAGAACUUGCUGAGUAAACCUAUAAUUAGUCUUGUGUUUACAUAACCUUCUCAAAAUCACGCAUGACCUUCCCUUAACAACAUAACAAUUGAGCCAAUCAGAAUUCAGCAGAAUGUAUAAGAAUAAUAAAUUGUUUAUCUCGUGCCGCUCGCACUUUUUCAAAGCGAAACAGAUUUAAAAACAGUGUAUUAAACACACGUUUGAAAUUUUGAAUCAUUUCAGUUUUUCAAGAUCACUUCUUAUUAAUGUUCAUGAAAAAAAAAGGGACCGGGGAAGCAAGUCCAGAUGGUCAAAAAGUCUGGAUAAUUGAGGUUUGACUGUAGUGUGUUUUUAGUAGUUAAUCAGUAUAAAGCCCUUAUUACAUAUCAUACCGUAAAAUUCCGAAAAUAAGCCCCGGGGCUUAUAUUUUUCAAAGGCCCUUUUUAAGGGGCUUAUAUUCAGAGGGGCUUAUCUACGGAGGGUUAUUUGUGUUUCAAAAUCGAUCGGGCUAGCCUUAUAGUAAUUGGAAGUAAAUGUACCAUUUUUGCUUUGUUUUACUCUGUAUUUGAGGGCAAUUUCCAAAUACAUGCCCCCAGGGGGGCUUAUAUUUGGAGGGGCGAUUUAAUGGAGGGUUUUUUGCGUUAGGAGUUUAGGGGGCUUAUACUUGGAGGGGCUGUUACACGGAGGGGCUUACUUUCGGAAUUUUACGGUACAUUGUAUGUAAUGUUAUGUUAUAAGGGCUAAUUUAUUCUCAUUAAAUGGCUAAAAACACACUAAGUCGCAAAUUUCAAUUUUGUGAUUCUGAUCUCAGAUUGCAAGGGGCAAGUCAAUAUGUGUGGAAUUUGGGCGAUAUUUGGUAUCCCAGAGUACUCAAAGUAUGCUAGUUACGCCAUGAAAAUAGGCCAAAGAGGACCUGAUGUCUUUCGCAUGGAGACAGUUCCUCACUUCCAAAACUGCUGCCUUGCAUUUCACCGGCUUGCCAUUGUAGAUGAUCUCCACGGCAUGCAGCCAAUGAGGAUUAAGGCUUUGCCUCAUCUGUAUCUGAUCUACAAUGGAGAGAUCUACAAUCACAAGGAGGUGGGAAAGCAGUGCGACUUCGACUAUUUUACGAAAUGCGAUGGUGAAGUCAUUCUUCAUCUGUACAACAAGUAUGGAGUAGAGAAGAUGGCGCAGAUGUUGGAUGGUGUGUUUGCUUUUUGUCUCAUUGACACCAACAAAAAACAAGUGCACAUUGGCCGAGACACAUUUGGUAUACGUCCAAUGUUCACCUUGUCAGCUGAUGGAAAGAGCACAGGAAUCUUGGCACUGUGCUCUGAAGCGAAGGCUCUUACACCUUUUAUUGAACAGUUUGAGAAAAAUGGAGAUAAAAUGGUUAUCAAACCAUUCCCUCCUGGUCAUUAUGCAUCAUUUAGCUUAUCAGCUAAUGGACAAACGACACUCAUUGAGCAGAAGGCCUACACGGAAGUUGGAAAACCCCCAGUGUUUGAAACCAAUGUGAAGCCAGACUCAGCUGAUGUCAUGGAAAACAUCAGGAAGUUGUUUGCUGAAGCAGUGCGUAAACGUCUCAUGGCUGACCGUAGAAUUGGCUGUCUACUCUCCGGAGGGCUGGAUUCCAGUUUAGUGGCGUCAUUCCUUACAAAGCUUGCAAAGGAAUCUGGGAUUGAUUACCCCAUUCAAACAUUCUCAAUUGGAAUGGAAGGAAGCACAGAUGUCAUUGCAGCUCGAAAAGUUGCAAAACAUAUUGGUAAGAAAGAACUCUUCUUCCCUCCUCUAAUAGUACUAUUUAUGAAAGUCAUCUUUCUGAGUGUAAAGUGAUCAUACCACAGGCGAUAAAAAUACUGCAUCCACACUCUUGUAGACAAAUUAUUGCAAGUGAGGUUAAAAUCCAAGAAGUGAUCAGAAUCAAAAUUCUUCAAAUGAGGAUUGAUCCUUGCAGUUGUAAACGCAAUUUGUGCAAUUAUACUACUACAUGAGAAAUUACUGCAAUCUGAUUGGCUUAGAGCAGUGGUAUUUCAGCUUAAUUUGAAAUACCUACAUGUGAAAAUUACAAACCUUUUGCGGGUAGUAGUAUAAACAAAUAAUAGCAUGAUUUGUACGUGAUAUUUGGCAUAAAUACCACUCGUGAUAUUUCAAAAUUGUCUCAAAUUUCACUCGCCUAACGGCUCGUGAAAUUACGUAAAACAAUUUCGAAAUAUCACUCGUUGUAUUUAUGCCAAAUAUCACUACAAAUCAUGCUAUUACCUAUACUAAUAUUGCAUAAGAAGCCUGAAAAAAAUUCAGGACUUCAGCGGCAUUUGAACCUAAGACCUUGCGAGGUCACGGGUUCAAAUUCUGUUGAAGUCCUGAAUUUUUUUCUGGCUUCUUACACAGUUGGAUAAAUUGCGUUCCUAACUGGGAGGAUCAUCCUUCAUUUGAUUUCAUUUCCGCAGUCCUCAUAUAUGAUUUAUUUCAUAUACAUUUGUAAUCAAAAUUCUCGUCAUUAUACCAGCGUUUAUAAUCCGAUCUAGUUACAACCAGUUCAAAAAUACUUGAGAGACCUGGUACCUGUUUUUGGCUUAAAUGGCUGGUCCAUGAUCUUGUGCCUGUGAUCCCCUCCCCUCCCCUUGUCAAAGUUGCUUGUAAUACAAGGCCAUGCUCAAAACCUAGGAGGAAAAACUUUGAAUGGAGGGGAAGGAGGCCGGGCCGGGGGGUGAGUGUUAUAUCUCACAGACAUGUGACUAGCAACAAUUUGUGUCGCAACAUUAUUUUUUGCAACUGCUUGUAGCUUAAAUGUUUUAAGCUUCAAAUCUCUGUAGCAACCUCUACCCCUCUUUCUUCAAGAAAUAUGUCACCAGAUAUACAAGAAGAGGAGUUGAUAUCUUAUAAGUACAGUAAGUAAGUAAUUUAGAAAGAAAGUAAUGGGUUUAAAAACAGGGUUACCACAUUGUGGCUCUUCAUCUGUUAUUUAAAAUUAUUAAAAAAUAUCUAUGUUUAUUAUAUACAUACUGAGAAAUACUCACCAAAAAGCUAUGUCGUAAAUUUUCGUACGCAAAAUAGUUCUAGCCAAUCAGAGGAGCGAACGAUGGUUUUCACACGUGAAAAAAAUGAUACGUCCAAUCAGAAUCGCGAACGAUGUUUUUUCACGUGUGAGAAAAAUGAUACGUCCAAUCAGAAGCCACAGAGGUGUGUGAGUUUUGCGCCAAAAUUCCCACCUUUUAUUGCAGCUUGCAUCGCUGCUUCGCACACAUUCAACGAGAAAAGUUUUUUUAGUAUUUCUCGCUAAAAAAGUGAAAAACAUUUCAGAAAUGGAGUAGAAUAGUUUCGUUUGUUUCACUGUCGAUAAAGAAAACAGUAGAGAGCCGGGGAAACAACAGCGGAAAGGGAUAAACAGAACGAGACGUAAGCUUUUGUUGUGCUUUUUGUCGGAGCUACUUUGCCUUUCAUUGGGCAAUUCCAGAAAAUAUCCAUACCCAACCACGGACGGCUUCCAUGUUUUAACCGCCCCUUGCCUUCGGAAAUUCCAAAAUGCGCUACCCCCCCAUGCCCUCAGAAUUCCAUAGUCGUGAACCCCCCCUCCCCUUCAGAAUUUCCGUUUUUUUUUGGAAGUACAUUUUCGACUUAGCAACGCCUAUAAGAACAAACGAACAUGAAUUUAUGCCUCCUCAAGGCUGUGAUCUAGCGGCGCCAGGUGACAAGCUUUACUCUUCAGUGACAAGAAAAACCUACGCUAGUUGCCAGGCCGUGCAAACUCCUUUUUAAGUCCGAAUUUGGCUAUAAAAAUAAACACCACUUAAGGUAAUUUUACUCCUCUUUGUUUUCUUGUGCUGUUUUGACGUUUACAAAGGAAAAUAGCUCAAACAGACUGUUAAAAUCUUUUGGCGGUCAAAUAUACCGUCGAGUCGUGUUUCGUCCUUUUAUACGUCAUGUAGUGCGCACGAAAAGCGUUCUAAUCUGUUUAUCGGACGGUUUCGGACGGGAGUAACAAGAAAUUUGCAAGCGGUAUUAAAAGAUACAUUUUCAGUUUUUAUUCACGUGACAAGAAAUUCAUCAAGGUAAAUGUGAAACCAACGUUUUACUGUUCACUUCUAUAAGUUAUGAGCGUAAACACGUGUCUGAUCUAUCGAUGCUUGUCUUCUGCUUCUGCGGUCAUACGUUCGUGGCUUAUUUACGAACUACAAAAGUCCACAACAAUAGCGUUUUCCAGGAACUUACUCUACACUUUCUACUCCAGAAAUCCCACCUGUGGAAUUCCGCCAUACCUUCGGAUUUCAAAUCGUAAAUACCCCCCCCAUGCCUUCAGAAUUCCAUAAUCGUGAAUCCCCCCUCCCCUUCGGAAAUCCUUAAAGCCGUCCGUGGUAUGGUAUGGAUAUUUUCUGGAAUCGCCCAUUUAAGCUUAAGCUUAUAUUGAAACCGGCCAUUUUACUUAAAUUCACUCAUUUUCAAUUGUACAUUGAGAACAAACAGUUAAGAUUACUUAUAGUUCUUGGAUUACCUCAUAUCCUCACCGUCAUUUAUGUUUUUAACAAACGUUUUUUACUAAAAUGCUGAUACUUCGUUUUCGUUGUCAUUUUGCGGUAAGUGUGUAGCGGCAAAUUUUAGCACUUUUGAAAGAUUUAAAAUAAAAAGGCCCGCCAAAUGAUGAAUGUCUCAGUAUGUAUAUAAUAAACACAAUACCACAUGGAAAGUGCUUUGUACGGUAUUUACGCACUCGUUGUUUUUGUAUCAGAAAUCUCACUCGUUCGCUGCGCUCACUCGUUCGAUUUCUGAUACGUCAAUAACUCGUGCGUAAAUACCGUACGCCAGCACUUUCCAUGAAGUAUUCUCUAUGUAUCAAAUAUUUACAAUAAAAAUAUACCAAUAACGAUUAAAAGAGAAAGUAUUUACAAUGUGAAAGUAUUUUACAAUGAUCUUCACAUAUCAUUUAUAUUCAUGGUAAAUUAAGGUUGUACCAUGGUAUAAGAUUUACCGUUCUUUUAACCCUUUAAGUUGCAAGAGUGACUCACAUCAAUUUUCUCUUGAUCCAUACAUCAUCUAUCACCAAAGGGAAAAUGCUUUGAUCUUCUAUCAAAUUCUCUAAACUGUUCCUUAAGGAUAUGAAUGGAAAUCAGUCUGGAAACUUUGUAUGUGGAUAUUGAGGCAUAAGGGGUGAAUAAAUUUUGAAAAUGUGAAUUUUCUUUUCAUAGGAAGUGAACACCAUGAAGUAAUCUUUACAUCUGAGGAGGGUAUCCAAGCAUUGCGUGAAGUUAUCUAUGCCUUGGAGACAUGGGAUAUCACAACAAUCCGUGCCUCAGUUGGAAUGUAUCUUGUGAGCAAGUACGUCAGUAAAGAAACAGACACUGUUGUUAUUUACUCUGGAGAGGGUUCUGAUGAACUGUGUCAAGGAUACAUUUACUUCCACAAGGCGCCGAGCCCUGAAGAAGCUGACGAGGAAUCCAGGAGGCUUCUGAAAGACCUGUACCUCUAUGAUGUGCUGCGAGGUGACCGCUCUACUGCAGCUCAUGGACUGGAAAUUCGAGUGCCAUUCUUAGAUGUUCAAUUCACAUCCUACUUCCUGUCUCUUGAUCCCAAGAUCCGUCAACCAAAGGAAGGAAUUGAGAAGUGGCUUCUGCGAGCUUCAUUUGACGACACCGAUGCCUUACCACAAGAGAUUCUGUGGCGUGCCAAGGAAGCAUUUUCUGAUGGUGUGUCAUCUACUAAACCUGGCCAAGCCUGGUUUGAGCUGUUGCAGAAUUACAUCGAGAAUCAAGUUCCUGAUGAAGCCAUGGCCCGAGCCGCAGAUCUCUACCCUUACAACACUCCCAAGAGCAAAGAAGGCUUCUACUAUCGGCAAAUCUUUGAAGAGUUGUUCCCUAACCAAAGUCAUUUUAUUCCAUAUUUGUGGAUGCCGAAGUGGACCAAUGCCACCGAUCCAUCAGCCAGAACCUUGGAGCAUUUCAAAGAGUAAUAUGGAUAACUAGUGAUAUCCGAAUCACAACUAGCAUAACCCUUAAAGCCCCUAUCACAUGGAACCCGAACGCUGUUAUUUACCUGUGUUCCUGAGUCUUUACGAAAUGUUUGGAAAGGAUUUGAAUUUGAUCAAAGAUGGUUUACCUUGCUGUCUGGCAUGCUAUAGUUACGCCCAAGUUUCUGUUAUCAACUAUUAACUCUUAGCUUCUUGGGAGACAAUCUUGAAUUUCAAAUUAACUCUUCUUUUCCGAGGAGAGUAAUUGUUAAUAUUUAAUGAUAAUUGUUGGAAACUUGAGAUGCAACUGUUGCUAACGAUCCAAUGCACGAUGCACCAGACAAGAAGCAUUCGAAACCAAGGUAAGCCGUCUUAGACCUGAUUGUAAUCCCUAGUAAAAUGAUUCAUAAAGACUAAGGAACACAGGUAAUUAACAACUUCUUUUGAAAUAGGUAAUACAGCGUUCAGGCUCCCUGUGCCCCAGUAGACACCAUUAUUAAAUUCUCCUCACAAUUUAACAGCUUCAUCAAAUAAACAGGUUAUGAAUGAAUGAACGAAGGAAUGAAAUGUUACGAACAAAAUUCUCUGAAACAGUUUUGUAGGAAAUACAGAGAAAACAAUAAUAAUUGAGAGAAUACACAUAUUGAUGUUGGGGCUUCAAGGCUUAGCAUGCAUGUGUAAAGUAAAACAUUUUGUAGAUAGUUCCUAUGUCAGGACACUUUUUAUUAAGUGGAUAUACGUAUCACUUAGUCACAAACCUUUCUUUCCAUAAUUCAUCUCUGUGAAGUGAACUGCCAUUUUAAGCACCAAAGGUGCUGUUGGCGUCCACUUAAUUCAGGUUUCAGCAUACGUGUUGAAACCAGUUAACAAGUUUUUAUUGCGGUGACAAAUCACAGUUACCAUACUGAUACAUUAAGUGCUAUGUCAUACAGCCCCAAAAUAAUAAUUUUAAAAAGAACGUAACAAACAAGAACUUAGAUACAUUGUUCUUAGCUGGACAGCAAUGUUAGAGUUAAUUAUUUUAUAGUGCUGCGUAUUCUGUAAGACUAAACAGAAUCUUAGAAAGUUAGUCCAGUCUUUUUGUAGGAAAUGCAGUUGAAUACCGGUAUCAUCUACUGUGGCCGGCAUGGUGUGUAUUAGUGUUUCUGACAUGUUUGGCAUCAAACAUGCGAAAUUUGAAUCCUGUUAAAAUGACCAUGUUAUAUUAUGCAGUUUAAAGCAUGCAAUGGAAACAUUCAUGUAAUGCAGUGUACUUACUAUAAUGAGUUGGCUGCUUAUUUAUGACAUGUCAAUAAAAAUACUUUGCUGUAGUGUAGUAAUUUUGCUGAUAUGAUUUGCAAUGUCACAACAGCGUUUACAAUUCUUAUGACUCUUAAGAAGGAUUGACUUGGCGUCACAUUCCCCGGGCUUUAUAAGACCUUUAUCUAUCACCCGAAUUUUUUCCCGUUUGUUGUUUUAAUCCAGUUCAAUCUCCUCAAUCUUUUUUAUAGG
Molecule: messenger RNA, 37740 nt
Organism: Porites lobata
Lineage: Eukaryota; Metazoa; Cnidaria; Anthozoa; Scleractinia; Poritidae
Source: the annotation of a GenBank genome assembly